Molecule: messenger RNA, 3719 nt
Organism: Ochotona princeps (American pika)
Lineage: Eukaryota; Metazoa; Chordata; Mammalia; Lagomorpha; Ochotonidae
Gene: KIRREL1
Product: kirre like nephrin family adhesion molecule 1
Exons: 15
Coding region: 166-2487 (773 amino acids)
Biological process (GO): cell-cell adhesion
Cellular component (GO): cell-cell junction
Molecular function (GO): cell adhesion molecule binding
Source: RefSeq, a predicted model, not a curated record
AAGGGGGCGGCCGAGGGAGGGGAAGUGAGUUUGUGCGCGCGGCGCGCGUGCAGGGGCGGGCGGCGGGGGGCGGGCUCGCGCGCUCCCCUCCUCCCCAGCCCGCUCCUCUCCCGGCUCGCCAACUCCGGGCCCCAGCGGCGGGCGGGCGCACGGCGGGCGGACAGCAUGCUGAGCCUCCUCGUCUGGAUCCUCACUCUCUCCGACACUUUCUCUCAAGGUACCCAGACCCGCUUCAGCCAAGAGCCAGCCGACCAGACCGUGGUGGCCGGGCAGCGUGCCGUGCUGCCCUGUGUGCUGCUCAACUACUCCGGGAUCGUGCAAUGGACCAAGGACGGACUGGCCCUGGGCAUGGGCCAGGGCCUCAAAGCCUGGCCGCGGUACCGGGUUGUGGGCUCUGCCGACUCCGGGCAGUACAACCUGGAGAUCACAGACGCCGAGCUGUCUGACGACGCUGCCUACGAGUGCCAGGCCACGGAGGCCGCCCUGCGCUCCCGGAGGGCCAAGCUCACCGUGCUCAUCCCGCCGGAGGACACCAGGAUCGACGGAGGCCCUGUGAUCCUGCUGCAGGCAGGCACUCCCCACAACCUCACCUGCCGCGCUUUCAACGCCAAGCCUGCCGCCACCAUCAUCUGGUUCCGGGACGGGACGCAGCAGGAAGGUGCCGUGGCCAGCACGGAGCUGCUCAAGGAUGGGAAGAGGGAGACAACCGUCAGCCAGCUGCUCAUUAACCCCACAGACCUGGACAUCGGACGCGUCUUCACGUGCCGCAGUGUGAACGAGGCCAUCCCAAGCGGCAAGGAGACGUCCAUUGAGCUCGACGUGCACCAUCCUCCUACUGUGACCCUGUCCAUUGAGCCACAGACAGUGCAGGAGGGCGAGCGCGUCGUCUUCACGUGCCAGGCUACUGCCAACCCCGAGAUCCUGGGCUACAGGUGGGCCAAGGGGGGCUUCCUGAUUGAGGACGCCCAUGAGAGUCGCUAUGAGACCAAUGUGGAUUACUCCUUCUUUACGGAGCCUGUGUCCUGCGAGGUUCACAACAAAGUGGGGAGCACCAACGUCAGCACUUUAGUGAACGUCCACUUUGCCCCCCGCAUUGUAGUGGACCCCAAGCCUACGACGACAGACAUUGGGUCUGACGUGACCCUCACCUGUGUCUGGGUUGGGAAUCCCCCUCUCACCCUCACCUGGACCAAGAAGGACUCCAACAUGGGGCCCAGGCCUCCUGGCUCCCCACCCGAGGCUGCUCUCUCUGCCCAGGUCCUGAGUAACAGUAACCAGCUGCUGCUGAAGUCUGUGACCCAGGCUGAUGCGGGCACCUACACCUGCCGGGCCAUCGUGCCUCGCAUCGGGGUGGCUGAGCGGGAGGUACCGCUGUAUGUGAACGGUCCCCCCAUCAUCUCCAGCGAGGCCGUGCAGUACGCUGUUAGAGGUGAUGGUGGCAAAGUGGAGUGUUUCAUCGGGAGCACCCCACCCCCAGACCGCAUCGCUUGGGCGUGGAAGGAGAACUUCCUGGAGGUGGGGACCCUGGAGCGCUAUACGGUGGAGAGAACCAACUCAGGCAGCGGCGUGCUGUCCACACUCACCAUCAACAACGUCAUGGAGGCCGACUUCCAGACACAUUACAACUGCACUGCCUGGAACAGCUUCGGGCCGGGCACGGCCAUCAUCCAGCUGGAAGAGCGAGAGGUGCUCCCCGUGGGCAUCAUCGCGGGGGCCACCAUCGGCGCGGGCAUCCUGCUCAUCUUCUUCAUCAUCGCCUUGGUGUUCUUCCUCUACCGGCGCCGCAAAGGCAGUCGCAAGGACGUGACCCUGAGGAAGCUGGACAUCAAGGUGGAGACAGUGAACCGAGAGCCCCUCACGAUGCAUUCUGACCGCGAGGACGACACUGCCAGCGUCUCCACGGCCACCCGGGUCAUGAAGGCCAUCUACUCGUCCUUUAAGGAUGAUGUGGAUCUAAAGCAGGACCUGCGCUGUGACACCAUCGACACCCGGGAGGAGUACGAGAUGAAGGACCCCACCAAUGGCUACUACAACGUGCGUGCCCAUGAAGACCGGCCGUCCUCCAGGGCCGUGCUCUAUGCUGACUACCGUGCCCCUGGCCCUGCCCGCUUUGAUGGCCGCCCCUCAUCCCGGCUCUCCCACUCCAGUGGCUAUGCCCAACUCAACACCUAUAGCCGGGCACCCGCCUCUGACUACGGCCCUGAGCCCACCCCUGCCGGCCCUGCCGCCCCAGCUGGCACCGACACAACCAGCCAGCUGUCCUAUGAGAACUAUGAGAAGUUCAACUCCCACCCAUUCCCUGGGGCAGCCGGGUACCCCACCUACCGGCUGGGCUACCCUCAGGCUCCCCCCUCUGGCUUGGAGCGGACCCCGUAUGAGGCGUACGACCCCAUUGGCAAGUACGCCACGGCCACUCGGUUCUCCUACACCUCCCAGCAUUCGGACUACGGCCAGCGAUUCCAGCAGCGCAUGCAGACUCACGUGUAGGGACCCUGAGCCUGGCUGGGGCAUCUCUGCGGGGCAGAGGAGGCCUUCACAGCUGUUCCCUGAUAUUCAGGGGCGUUGCUCGUCACUCCCUGCUCGGACCAGCCUUCCUCCUCCCGCGUGGCAGGUGGGGAGCAGGUCUCCCAGCAACACCACAUCCUGAGGAUGGUGCUCUGUGCUUGCCCUGGCCUCCCAGGCCUGCUCUUCCCUCUUCUUGGGAGGAAGUGUUUCUUCUGACCUGUGCUCUGUCCAGGCUCCCGCUCAGGAACAGGGAAGGAGAAGGUUGGGGAGAGCUGAGGGGGCACUUUUUAGCAUUCCUUUUCUGUCCUGCCCCUCUGGUUGCCUGUGAGUGGAAAGGGGGUACACAGCAGGGGAAGACAGACUUUGGCAAAGAGGACGUGAAGGAUGGGAGUGCUCGGGCACAGACAGGCGGGAAGUAGGAUGCCCCUGCCAGUCCCUCUGUUGUUUGCAUUCAAGCCCAGAGUGCAUCUCUUCCCACCUUAGGGGACUGCAAAAGGGAACCUUGGACUCACUUAGCUCCUGUUGCUAAAACAGCCCUGAGUUCAAGUCUAGCCUUAGUGUAGCUGAGGCCAAAAUGCCAGGUGUCCUGGCCUCCUGUGGGGAACACCUCCGUCAGCAAGCAGAGGGCUCCAGGAGUCCCUGGCAACCCUGCCCCCUUUCCUGUCCUACCCUGGGGCUAGCCAGAUGAGUCUGUCUUCAUGGAAAGAAAGGGCAGGACCAGCUCCUGAGCCGUGACCAGCCAGCUGGGGGGACUGCCGUGGCCUGCAGAGCUGUCUCCAGCAGCGACACUAGGGGAGCCCCUUCCUACCCCUUUCUAUCCUCAGGCAACCCCACUUCCUGGCUUUUAACUCUUGAGCCUGCCUGGGAUCCGGUGGGGUAGGUUGCUACAUUAUAGGAUGUUUUUCAAAGAUAACCUCUUUUGGAAAAGUGAACAAUGAAAACCUCAUUUGGAAAACAGACAAAAAAACUUGUAGGGAUUUCCCUCCCCGCCAAAUACAAAGUCCCAGUGGCACGGAAAUGGGGCACCUGUACUCCACCAGGUUCCUAACUUCCUCCAUUACUCUUUGUGUCUCAAGCACUUUGACCCAUUUUUUAACACAUUCAGGUGGUGAGGCCUGUCACAGAGGCGAGCGCUGUUUGGGUUGGGGAAGGACCCCUGUUCUCCGCCUCUGCUAACCUCCCCAGGACCCUACUAGCUGGUCAGGAUGCGGGAG